CGGUGUACUGUCCGUCGUUUCCUUUUGCAGCAGAGGAGAGGAGGUGGUGUCGAGAGACUGGAACCAUUUAACAUCAUAAUCCCAACCAAACGCCACUGUACAAUGAAAUUAACUUCAUUCACGCCCGCCUCUGAACUCCGCUAUUUUACCAUACUACUGAUAACCGGGCUGUACACGCCAGGGCGAGGGGAGAUCACCAGUCUGGAUGCAGGGAACAUUGACGACAUCCUUAACAAUGCUGGAGUGGCUUUAGUCAACUUUUAUGCAGACUGGUGUCGGUUCAGUCAAAUGCUGCACCCUAUCUUCGAAGAAGCCUCUAAUGUGGUGAGAGAAGAAUAUCCAGAACAUUCACAGGUGGUGUUUGCCCGUGUGGACUGUGACCAACAUACCGAUAUAGCGCAACGCUACAGGAUCAGCAAGUACCCAACCCUGAAGCUCUUCAGAAAUGGGAUGAUGAUGAAGAGGGAGUAUCGAGGUCAAAGGUCAGUGUCGGCCAUCGCCGACUUCAUCCGGCAACAGAAAGUGGACCCGAUCACGGAAAUCCACAACCUGGAGGAAAUCAACAAAGUAGAUAGGACUAAGCGAACCAUCGUCGGCUACUUUGAGCAGAAGGACUCUGUGAACUACCACACGUAUGAAAGGGUGGCCAAUAUCUUGAGAGAUGACUGCGUUUUCCUGGCAGCGUUUGAUGAGGUGUCUAAGCCUGAGCGGUUCAGUGGCGAUAACGUUAUCUAUAAGCCAAUAGGAGAGACUGUUCCUGACAUGGUGUUUCUCGGCUCACUCACAAACUUUGACCUGACGUACGCGUGGGUGCAGGACAAGUGUGUGCCGCUGGUCCGAGAGAUCACUUUCGAGAACGGAGAGGAGCUGACAGAAGAAGGAAUUCCAUUCCUGAUCCUCUUCCAUCAGAAGGAGGACACAGAAAGUCUAGAGAAGUUCCAGCAGGAGGUGGCACGCCAGCUUAUCACUGAGAAGGGCUCUAUAAAUUUCUUGCAUGCUGACUGCGAUAAGUUUCGGCACCCUCUGCUACACAUACAGAAGACUCCUGCCGACUGCCCCGUCAUUGCUAUAGACAGUUUCCGCCACAUGUACGUCUUCCCAGAAUUCAACGACCUCUCAGUUCCAGGAAAACUGAGGCAGUUUGUGUUAGACCUCCACUCAGGAAAGCUGCAUCGAGAGUUCCACCAUGGGCCCGACCCCACAGACAGCACUCCAGGACAGCAGGAGGAGAACAAAGAGGUGGCCAGCAAUCCUCCAGAGAGCUCAUUCCAGAAGUUAGCACCCAGCGAGAACCGUUACACCAUCCUCAGGGAUCGGGACGAACUGUGACCUCGUCUCACAUCCUCACCUAGCGCAGAACACCCGGCAGGCAGCCACCUGCGUCACAUCUAUUUUCAUAACUUUUAUUUUUGGCUAAAAAACAAAGAAGAAUAUCUGAAGUUUUUUGGUGGAGUGGAGAGCAGAAGAAUUGAAAGAGAAUGAGAGAGAGAGAGGUUGAUUUUACUUUUAUUUUUUUGGAGCUUGUAAAUAUGUAUGUCCUCUGUAGGUGAGUCGUCUAAAUUAAAUAAGUGUUUUUGGGGGUUUUUUUUGUUUGUUUGUUUGUUUUUGUUUUCCAGCCCCUAGGUUUUUUUUUGUUUUGUUUUUUUUGUAAGAAGAAAAAUAAGAAGAUAAACGUUUAUGGUCCUCCCUGACAGGAUCCACACACUCGAGGCCUGGGGAAUCAUGGAAAAUGUGGUCAGCCCUGUGGUGUCCCUCGUUUCAGUCUAUAGUAGUGUGUGAAUGUGUAAGAGUGAGAGACUGUGUGUGUGUGUGUGUGUGUGUGUGAGAGAGAGAGAGAGAGAGAGAGAGAGAGAGAGAGAGCGAGCGCACAUUGGUACAUUAUUAGUCUGUAUUCUUACAUACUGUGGGAGUUCCAGACUUGUCAAAAGUCCUUGCUUGUUAAAAUCUGGACUCAUAUCAGCCCAUUCCAUGAGAAGGUGGGGCUUAAUAAGGGGUGGGACUUGAAAGGGGUGUUUGUAAAUCAUCUCAGAAUGGGGAAUAUCAAAGUGGGGAAUGGAAACAACACAAAAAAUACAAAAAGUAAAUUAAAGGGAAAAGAUUUUACAGGA
Molecule: messenger RNA, 2108 nt
Organism: Ictalurus furcatus (blue catfish)
Lineage: Eukaryota; Metazoa; Chordata; Actinopteri; Siluriformes; Ictaluridae
Gene: erp44
Product: endoplasmic reticulum protein 44
Exons: 11
Coding region: 103-1329 (408 amino acids)
Source: RefSeq, a predicted model, not a curated record